AUGGUAAAAUGGCGACGCCUUCAGAUGGAGAGGGUAGACAUGGAGGCGGAUGUCUUCGCCGUGCUGGAUGAAUAUCGCUCGGCGCUGAUUGAGAUCCUGCACAGCCAGCCUGACAGACUGCAGGCCAUGUACCGCCUCGCAGGAGCGGAGACUUCGCGGCGGCUCGUCGGCGUGGCGGACCUGAGAGAGCGCGUCUCCCUGCUUGUGGAUCACUUCAGAAACUCGGGACGCGCAACGUGCCGCCGGUUUGUGGAAAUGGUGUCCAUGGAGUGCGAGGGCUUACCCAUGGCCUUGGAAUCCCUGCUGCUGUUUGUGGCGGGUGAUCCCAGGUGUCCCGCUGCUGAGGAGACCCCAGACUACAUAGGGGGCUACAGCAGGACCGUGAGGGACGUGCUGCAGCAGAAAUGCCAGCGUGUGACCUGUGGCCUGGCGGGGGCGGUGCGUCUGGACGAGGCUCGGGUCAGCCUGCGCCACAGGGCCCUGCCCAGGCGGGCGGGGUCACUGGAGGGGGAGGAGCCUGGCGUGGAGCGUGUGAUCACGGUGGAGUCUCUCCUCAGCUCCCUGCACAACGCCCGGCUCACGGUGCUGCUGGGUCCGGCCGGGUCUGGAAAGACUGUGCUGAUGCACUGCGCGGGCCAGCGCUGGGCCCAGGGCCAUCUGCCUGCCUUCCAGCUGCUGUACCUGCUGGAGUUCCGCCAGCUGAACCUGCUGACGCGGCCGCUGUCUCUCAGCCAGCUGCUCUUCCACUUCUUCCCUCCGUCCGCCCACAGCGAGGAGCAGCAGGAGGGCGAGGCCGUUCUGUCCUUCAUCCUCGCCAACCCGCAAAAGGUGUGUGUGAUCUUCGACGGCUACGAUGAGGUUUCCUCCAGAUUCGCCCCCGAGACGCCCAGCACGGCCUGGGAGCCCCGGCAGGCUCUGCCUGUGCUGGAGCUCUUCUCUGGGCUGUGCAGCGGCAGGAUACUCCCAGGCUGCUGUGUGCUGGUCACCUGCAGGCCGCGGGACACGGCCGACCUGCCCGACAGCGCCCUGGAGGGGGAGCUGCUGGGGUUCGACCGGCGGCAGGUGGAGGAGUACGCUGAGCGCUACUUCAGGGGCAAGGCUCACGGGCUGCAGGCAGCGGCCCACCUGCUGGCCAGCCGCCACAUCCUCACCAUGUGCUACGUUCCCGCGCUGUGCCACCUCUGCUGCGUCUGCCUCGACUACCUGUUCUCUCGCGGGCCCCGCCCUCCCUCCCUGCUGCCCACCACCGUCACUCAAGUGUACCUGCAGAUCCUCAACGCCUUCCUCAGCAGGGCUCCUGCAGGCGGGGCUGUGGGCGGGGCUGUGUCCCCGCUGCAGCAGCACAGGGCGGAGCUGAGGGGCCUGUGCCAGCUGGCCAUGCAGGGUCUAGAGAUUAGCAGCAUCGUGUUCCCCACUCAGCACGUCCCCGGCACCCUGCUGGACUUCGCCAUGCGGACGGGGCUCCUGUCGCAGUUUGAGAUGAGGCUGAGCGACGGUUCCCAGGGCAACGGGUGCGCCUUCAUGCACCUGGCCAUGCAGGAGUUCCUGGCCGCGCUUCACCUCAUGACCAGCGAGGGCGUGACUGAACCACAGCUCAGGAAGAAACUCAACCUGAAAACCCGCUGGACCUCCAGAACCGACCCCAAGACCGUGUUCACAGACACGCUGCACCUCUACCUGUGCGGGCUGGCCGCUCCCACCUGCACCCCUCACCUGGUGCACCUGGCAGGGGGCAGGGCUGAGGGCCAGGUACAGAGGCGUCAGGAUGUGGUUCUGAAGGUUCUGCAGGGUUUCUCCAGCAGUGCCCACCUGACCGGGCCCAAGCUGGUGGAGCUGAGCCGCUGCACCCACGAAACGCAGGACGUGCGGCUGGCCAAGGCGGUGGGGUCGCGACCCUGCUUUGAGCUGCGUAACAUCCGCCUGGCCCCCGUCGACAUGGACGCCCUGGCCUUCGUCAUCUCCGCCGCCGGGCGGGGCGUCGGCCUGGACAUCGCCGGCUGCUCCAUGGAGCUGGAGUGUCUGCAAGCCCUGCCUAGCUUCCAGCACAUAGACUACCUUAUUUUUCGCAGCCGAAAGUAUGACGACGCCUUUGCAGAGGUGCUGUCUGGCGUCCUUCCCAGUCUUCCAGCCCUGAAAAGACUUGAGUUUAUCUGUGGAAAUCUGACGGAGGUUGGAGCUGCUAAGCUGGCCAGAGCCGUGCAGAGCUGCCCACAGAUCACACAGCUCAGUCUGAGUGAUAACACCCUUCGGGAUGGAGGGGUCCGUGAGGUGGCGGAGGUGCUGCCUCAAAUGACCUCACUCUGCUCGCUGUCUUUGGGGAAAAACAGUUGCACAUUGGAUGGAGUCUUCACUCUCCUUGAGAAGAUGGCCACCUGCCUCCGCAUUCAGACAGUGCAUAUCGACGGACAGAGGGAGAUGAGCGAGAUGUCAGUGCUUUUCUCUCAGGGGUCGGAGUCUUUAAGCUGUGCUCAGGAAGAUUCCCCCAGCACACACAGGCCCGGACGCACUGUCAGCCUUCUGAACUGCAGUCUGACAGCUGCAAAGUUGGACAAGCUUUGUAAGAUCCUGGCAGGAUGUCCUGGCCUCUCUGUGGUUGAUCUGUCAGGAAGUGAGUGGAAGGACGAGGCCCUCCAGGUUCUCGCUGACUCUCUGCAGACUCUGGGCAUCUCCAGGGAGAUCUCGAUGAACAGAAUCACGGUGUCGCUGGACGAGCUGCUGGUUCUGACCCGUUCUCUCACCACCUGUCCGGAAGUGGUCGAGGUGGACAUCAGAUUGCAGGACCCUACAAAGGUGUGUCUGCUGUUUGCUGGGGAGACGCAGAGACAACCCCCUGGCAUGAAAGCGGCAAACCCAGUGGUGUGGAAGAAGCUUCGACUGAUGGCCUGCAGUCUACGCCCUCCUGACCUGGACAGGGUGUGUGAGACCCUGAGAGGCUGCCCAGCACUCACACUGCUGGACGUGUCUGGUAAUGCCCUGGGGGACAGCGGACUCAGGAAGCUGCUGGACCUCCUGCCUCAGCUGAGUGCGAUUCAGGAAAUUAACGCCAGUGAGAACGCGGUGACCAUGGAGGGCGUUGUGCACCUGGCAACUGCUCUCUGCACCUGCAGAAACAUGAGCGAGAUAGAGGUCAGUCAUGGAGGGAAGAAGAAGCUGAUUCUGAAGUUUCGCUGCAGUAAAAGGGUGCAGUCUGGGGAGUCCCUCGAGGUCACAACCUCACAGAAGAAUGGGCUACAGCUGUACAAGAAACUCAGCCUCACUCACAGCGAUAUCCAGCCUGCCAGAAUGGACCAGCUCUGUGGGAGAUUAGCACAGUGUCCAGGAAUGCUGGAGCUAAGCUUUUCCCAUGGUUCCCUGGGAGAGGCGUCCAUCCAGAAGCUUCUGAAGCGAAUCCCAGGAAUGGUCGCUCUGCAGCUGCUAGAUGUCAGCCAUGUUCAGAUGUCGACAGAUGGCGUGUUGCUAUUGGUCAGAUCACUGAUUGACUGCCAGCGCGUUAAGGCAGUGGAGCUCAGGCCGCAGGGAGAAGCCUUCAUCAAGUUCGUCCAGGUGAAAGCGGAAUAUGCCACCUGCAGAGUGACGCAGUAUCAUCUGACCCAGAGGAACGUGGAGAAACUGGCCAGGAUCCUACAGGAGUGCUCUCAUCUCUCCCACCUGGAUCUGUCUGGAAACCUGCUGAGAGACGAAGGUGUGAAACGCUUCGUGGAGUUUUUACCAAAGCUGCGCAUCUCCAGCUCUGUAAAUCUUAAUGAUAACAGCCUGACCCAGACGGGGGCGCUGUACCUGGUGAGCUCCAUCAGUGUGUGUGAGCGGGUGGUGUCUGUGGAGGUCAGCCUGGGGACGGUGGAGAAGUCCUUCAUCCGCUUCCUCGAGGACGAAGACAACGGCAAGACGCUCAGUCUCAGAGAGUGUCACUUUGGAGUGGAGCAUCUGCAGAAACUGGCUGAUAUUCUCCAGGACUGCCCUCUGCUGGUCAAACUGGAGAUUAGUAACAAUGGGCUGAGUGCUGAUGUGAUUGAGGACCUGCUGAAGGUGAUGAUGUCACUGUGUUUGAUGGUGUACUGUCCUAUCAGGAUUGAAGAGUCCUGGAUCAAAGAGGAAGCAGCAGUUCGCCUCGUGUGCAGCUGCCUGGAUGUCAACUCCAACAUAACGGAGAUCAGGGUGAAUCAGAUGACUGCAAACAUCACACUGGAGAAGACGGCUGCUCUGAGGUCAGUGAACCUGGCCUCUGUCAGGUAUGCCCCUCGGUCAGACUGUGCAGAUGAGUCCUGCCUAGUCAUAAUCUACAUCUCUGUCCCAUUGACACAGCCUCUUCCUCUUCCUGUUUCCCUCAGCCUGGUGGACUGUGCUCUUCAGGGUCAAAACCUGUCCUUCCUGCUGUCCGUCAGCCAAAACUGUCCCCUGCUGCAGGAACUGGAUUUGUCCAGAAACAGCAUUGGAAAGGAGGGGAUGGAGUUUAUUUCCGCUGCCCUCCCAGGGUUUCCCAAUCUCAGGACACUCAGGCUGGGGCUGAAGCAGGUGUCUGAGGAUGGAGUGGGGAUUCUCAUGGAGGGCGUGGCUCACUGCCGCAGCCUGGAGAGUCUGAGUGUGCCUCGUCAUGCGAUCACCGAGGAGGCGGCCGUGGCUCUGGGGGGAACACUACCCAAGCUUCAGCACCUCCGAGCCAUUGAUCUGUCCGGCUGCUCCAUCCUCUCGGGGGCUGGAUCACAUGACCUGCUCAGGGGGCUGGGCCAGUGCCAUGCUGUGGAGGAGCUCAGGCUGGAUUCCCUGCUGCUGAACGCAGAGGCCACCGCCUGCCUGGCCGGUGAGCUGAAGGGCAUGGCCUCUGUUCGGAGACUCCUUCUGAAUAAGGUCACCAUGGCAACGGGCAGCUCAGAGGAAGGGCGCAGGGCCAUCCUGUCUCUGCCGGGGUCUCUUGGGGGGUUCCACGGGAUGGAGGAGCUGGAGCUGGACGAGGUGCGCAUGGGGGAGGGAGGAGUCCUGCAGCUGGUAAAACACCUUCCGAGCUGGACCAGGCUGCGGAGGAUCAGCCUGUCAGAGAACUGCGUGAGCGAUGCAGCGGGACAGAGGCUUGCAGCGUCCCUGCACCACUGCACCGCCCUGGAGGAGCUCCGGCUCUCCAGGAACGCCCUUGGAGACGCCAGCGCAGCUCAGCUGGGUGUGGUCCUGCCUGUGCUGACCCGGCUGAAGGUUCUGGAUUUGUCAGAGAACAGAAUCGGGACAGAAGGAGCAGAGAAGCUCACAGAGUCUUUGGUCCAAAUGUCGUCAUUAAGGAAACUACACCUGAUCUCCAUUGGCACCGCGGAGCUGACCGGGCUGGCUGAGAGUCUGCAGCACUGCGUCUGCGCAGAGGAAGUGAGUCUGGCCUGGAAUGACUGUGGUGAUGAGGUAGCACUGAAGAUGGCACAGGUUCUGCCCCGAUGCACCAAGCUGAAGCGUCUGGAUUUGGAGUGUAAUAAAAUCAGCUCAGCGGGAGCAAGCGCACUUGCAGAAAGCCUGCGAUCCUGUCCGUCUAUCGAAGUGAUCAGGCUCUGGAAGAACAGCGUGAGCUAUGAUGAAGCCCAGCGGCUGCACAGCAGGGAGCCCAGGCUGAAUUUCUCAUCCACGUAGUCUGCUGCUGGCCCGCCCUGACGCGGUGACCCGGCACCC
Molecule: messenger RNA, 5643 nt
Organism: Megalops cyprinoides (Indo-Pacific tarpon)
Lineage: Eukaryota; Metazoa; Chordata; Actinopteri; Elopiformes; Megalopidae
Gene: nlrc5
Product: NLR family, CARD domain containing 5
Exons: 48
Coding region: 1-5604 (1867 amino acids)
Biological process (GO): inflammatory response; positive regulation of MHC class II biosynthetic process; positive regulation of MHC class I biosynthetic process
Molecular function (GO): protein binding
Source: RefSeq, a predicted model, not a curated record